This is a messenger RNA of Acaulospora morrowiae, 255 nucleotides long. NCBI's taxonomy places the organism in Eukaryota, Fungi, Glomeromycota, Glomeromycetes, Diversisporales, Acaulosporaceae. The record is from the annotation of a GenBank genome assembly.
AUGUCCAGAGGUCUAAUAUACGCAAAAGCAUUAGCCGUCGGUGGUUUGAUUGUUGGGUUCGGGUACAUGCUGAUGAGGUUGAGCACACCUACCGAAGAACAGUAUUAUGCUGCACGUAUUAAUUCUUUUUAUCUUAAUAAAUUAUCACCAGAACAUAAAAAGCGAAUCAGUGACAAAACAAAGAUACGAGAACACAACGCCGCAAUACUGGAAAUGAUAAAGAAAGUUGCCGAAUCCGACAAGCCAAGUGCGUAA